Messenger RNA from Zingiber officinale, 658 nucleotides. Its product is annotated as 40S ribosomal protein S15-like. Gene Ontology annotation, molecular function: structural constituent of ribosome; RNA binding. The record is from RefSeq and is a predicted model, not a curated record. Gene Ontology annotation, cellular component: cytosolic small ribosomal subunit; ribosome. Gene Ontology annotation, biological process: ribosomal small subunit assembly; translation. The transcript has 2 exons. NCBI's taxonomy places the organism in Eukaryota, Viridiplantae, Streptophyta, Magnoliopsida, Zingiberales, Zingiberaceae. The annotation marks the transcript as partial.
AAUUUCAACGGCAAUUCUGUUAAAAUAGAAUCCUCUUAUCAUUUGUUAUGUAUUAACUAUACCCAGAAGCGAGAUGCACCUCCAGGUGAAAAGCCUGAGCCAGUGAGGACCCAUCUUAGGAACAUGAUAAUAGUUCCCGAGAUGAUUGGGAGCAUCGUUGGGGUCUACAAUGGAAAAACAUUCAACCAGGUUGAAAUCAAGCCCGAGAUGAUUGGCCAUUACUUGGCUGAGUUCUCCAUCUCAUACAAGCCUGUGAAGCACGGAAGACCGGGUAUUGGUGCUACCCACUCCUCCAGGUUCAUCCCCCUCAAGUAAAACUUGCAUCAGUUGAGUUAAGAAAUGUGUGACCAAGAUCCUAUUGGAGUUGCUAUUCCACUUGGGUAUUUCUUAUUCUAGGCCAGUUUGAUUUCUGAACACUAAGCGUAUGGAUUAAGUAACUACUGUACUAUUUUGAUAAACAGAUUGUUGGCUACUUCAGUAUUAAGUAUUCAGUAUUCAGUAAACAGAUUGUUGGCUAAACAGAUUGUAGCUGUUCAAAACAGAUUUUUUGUGCUCUUUUGUUUUAUAUGUGAAUAUCACUAUAUACUUUGAAACAGAAUUAGUGUAAAUUUUGAUAUUUACUAGCUUUUCAUGUAAUUAAUUAUUAAUAUUACUUCAA